Messenger RNA from Drosophila persimilis, 8437 nucleotides. It is a transcript of the gene cut, whose product is annotated as homeobox protein cut. The record is from RefSeq and is a predicted model, not a curated record. The annotation marks the transcript as partial. Gene Ontology annotation, molecular function: DNA binding; DNA-binding transcription factor activity, RNA polymerase II-specific. Gene Ontology annotation, biological process: regulation of DNA-templated transcription. Lineage: Eukaryota; Metazoa; Arthropoda; Insecta; Diptera; Drosophilidae. The transcript has 9 exons.
GUAAUUUCAAUCAACCAAUACGCCCUCAACUACUUUUGCACUCAUUCGAAAUUCCGCGCUACCCUUGCCGAGAAGGAAGUGAACACACUCAAGGAGCAACUGUCCACCAGCAACACGGAUCCCGCCAGCGGCAACAUCCACAGCGACAGCGACAACCACAGCCACAACACAGGCGGAGCGUCCGCCGCAGGAGCAGCAGAAGGGGAAGCAGGAGCUCAGGAGAUCGAGGAUUCGGAUCUGGAACUGGCCAGCGGAGGCGGAGGAUCUGGAUCUGGCCAUCAGCUGAAUAGCUCCAUUGUUGCAGCGGCCAUCACGCUGCAGCAGAACGGCGGCAAUCUGCUGGCCAACACCAAUACGCCGUCGCCCUCGCCGCCGUUGCUCAGCGCCGAGCAGCAGCAACAGUUGCAGAGCAGCCUGCAGCAGAACGGUGGUGGUGUCGGCGGCGCCUGCCUCAAUCCGAAGCUCUUCUUCAAUCACGCCCAGCAAAUGAUGAUGGAGGCGGCGGCAGCUGCCGCAGCAGCAGCAGCGGCGGCGGCUGUCCAACAGCAGCAGCAUCAGCACUCGCCCCUGCAUUCCCCAGCUGCGGAGGCAGCAGCCGCAGCGGCGGCUGUGGGGCCCACAGAUCAUCAAACAGUAGCCGAGGCCACUGCAACCACCACCCACACAGCCACCACCACCAGCAGCAGCAACACCACCAACAGCAGCGGCAGUGGCAGCAGGAGCCGUGGCAGCCAUCACCACAACGAGGACGAGGAGCAGGACGACGAUGAUGAUGAGGACGAUGAGGAGGAGAACGCCUCCAUGCAGUCGAAUGCAGCGCAUUUGGACGACGAUGACGAUGACAUGGAGCUGGAGCCCCAUCAGUCCCUGGAGGCCAUCGAGUCUGCGGCAAGAACUGAGCCACACCAACAGCAGCAGCAGCGGCUGAGGCAUCUGGCCGGCGAUGCAGGUGAUCUGGAGGAGGCGUCUGCUGUGGCGGCUGUUGCGGCUGCCACCGAUCCAGAUCCAGAUGAUGAGGAAGCUAGUUUAAAUGUUAGCAAUAAUCACAAUACCGAUAGCAAUAAUAGUUGUAGUCGAAAGAACAAAAACAGCAGCAGCAACAACAGCGUCGGCACAGGUGUGGCACUGCGUGAUAGCAAUGAUGAUAUGGAUGAUCCACAUGUGGCAACAUCGGUUCAUAGUGCCGAGGAUGAUGACUGCGCCAAUAACAAUACCAAUACCAGCAACAACAACAACAACAACAACAAUGGGGGAAGCAGCAACAACAACACCAACGAGAAGCGCAAGAAGCGUAACAACAACACAAACAGCAACAGCAACAAUCAGCCCGCUGUACAACUUGCUGCCAAAGACAAAGAGAUUAAAGCACUUCUGGAGGAGCUGCAGCGCCUGCGUGCCCUGGAGCAGACACAUCUGGUGCAGAUCCAGCGUCUGGAGGAGCAUCUGGAGGUGAAGCGACAGCACAUCAUGCGCCUGGAGGCACGCCUCGACAAGCAGCAGAUCAAUGAGGCCUUGGCCGAGGCCACCGCCUUGGCUGCCGCCGUCAAUGCGGCUGCCACCAACAACAACAACAACCAGAGCAGCGACAACAACAAGGUGAACGCCGCCUCUCCAUUGGAGGGAGCAGCAGCAGCCGCAGCCGCAGCCAACGAUCUGGACGCCACCCAGGCCUCAGCCCAGGCUGAGGACGAUGAGGAGGAGGAAGAGGAGGAUGACCACCAGGCCAUGCUCGUGGACAAUGACGAGGGCGAGGAGGCUGCCUCCGCCAGCUCGCGGCUGGCUCCCCACCAGCAGCAGAUUGAUGAAGAGGACGAUGACGAGGAGGACGAGGAUGCCGAGAAUCAGGAUCAUGCUGACCGCAUGUCAAACCAAACCACAGCCAAUGCAGACAGCAACGAGCUGAAAAUCAAAAAGGAACAGCACAGUCCUUUGGAUCUGAAUGUUCUGAGUCCCCAGUCGGCCAUUGCGGCCGCGGCUGCUGCCGCAGCUGCCGCCGCCUGUGCCAACGAUCCCAACAAAUUCCAGGCCCUGCUCAUGGAGCGGACCAAGGCCCUGGCCGCCGAGGCCCUCAAGAAUGGUGCCGCCAGUGCCAGUGGCAGUGCUAGCGGCAGCGGCGGUGACUCUGCCAAUGCGAUCAGCGAAGCGAUGCCGCCGCCCCCAGACGAGGCCUCCUCCGCUUCCUCCUCCACAGGAGCAGCAGCAGCAACUGUAACGCAUGAAAAUGAAACGGAAACGGAAAUGGAAGCUGCAACUGAGGCAAACGAUGGGCUGGCGACCACAGUGCGUACAAAGCAAGAGCUCGAAGACGAGAAUGAGAACGAUAACGAUAACGAUAAUGAUAACCAAAACGAAAACGAAAACGAGGAUGAAGAUGAAGAUGAGGAUGAGGCGAUAUUGCAGCCGCCCGCCACACUCGAAGAGCAGCUGGUCAACAGCUACUGGCGACGCGGCUUCGAGAGCCCCAAUCCGCCGCCGACAAAGUCUGCCCCAACAGUUGCCAUGCCACAGCCACAGCCACAGCCAGGGAGCAAAACGCCAACAGUUUAUCAAAAUGUCAAUGCGGGGCAGCAGCCACAGUUGCUGCCGCCACCGCCGCCGCCACCGCCAACCUUGCAACAACAACAACAACAACAACAACACUACCAACAACAGCAGCACGGACCCUCGUCCACAGCGUUGCUCAGUCAAUUGGUUAACUCCACUUUCUCCUCCUCCUCUCGCCUAGAUGCCGGAUCCCAUCCGCACCACCACCACCAGCAGCAGCAGCCACAGUCGCAACACCACAGCAGCGGCACCAACAGCAGCAGCAACAGCAGCAGCUGCAAUUCGGGUCCCGGCAGCACCACCGACGGCGCCCUCAACCACCACCACUCGCACGGGCAUGGCCACCAUUUGGUCGGGCACAAUCCGCACGGCCUGCCCCACGGCCAUCCGCACGGGCAGCUGCUGCAUUCGGCAGCGGCCCACCACCUGCACCACGCCGACUCCAACUCCUCCAGCGCCAACAGCACCCCCAGCAGCACCGCCCAACUGGCGGCCAGCCUGGCCAGCACCCUCAACGGCAGCAAGUCCCUGCUGCAGGCAGCCGCCGCCGCCAAUGCCGCAGCCGUGGCAGCCGGCGCCGUGGCCGAGGACAACAACAACGGCUUGACGCCCAAUGCCAAUGCAGCGGCGGCGGCAGCGGCAAUGGCCGCCCACGCCCAGCAUGCGGCGGCCUUGGGACCGGGCUUCCUGCCCAGCCUGCCGGCCUUCCAGUUUGCCGCCGCGGCGGCCGCCAACCAGGAUGCGCGCGGACACUAUCGGUUCGCGGACGCGGAGAUGCAGUUGCCGCCCGGCGCCUCGAUGGCCGGUCGCCUGGGAGAGUCACUGAUACCCAAGGGCGAUCCCAUGGAGGCCAAGCUGCAGGAGAUGCUGCGCUACAACAUGGACAAGUACGCCAACCAGGCCCUGGACACGCUGCACAUCUCGCGACGCGUACGGGAGCUGCUCUCCGUGCAUAACAUAGGCCAGCGGCUGUUCGCCAAAUACAUCUUGGGCCUGUCGCAGGGCACCGUCUCCGAGCUCCUGAGCAAACCAAAGCCCUGGGACAAGCUGACGGAGAAGGGACGCGACAGCUACCGCAAAAUGCAUGCCUGGGCCUGUGACGAUAACGCCGUCAUGCUGCUCAAGUCGCUGAUACCCAAGAAAGAUUCGGGCCUGCCCCAGUAUGCGGGACGUGGCGCUGGCGGCGGCGGUGGCGAUGACUCCAUGUCGGAGGACCGCAUUGCCCACAUCCUGAGCGAGGCCUCCUCCCUGAUGAAGAGCACCGCCGCCCAGCAGCAGCGGGACCAGCAGGACCAGCAGCGUCGCCACGCCGGCGAGGACACGCACAGCAACGAGGACAGCAAGUCGCCGCCCCAGAGCUGCACAUCGCCCUUCUUCAAGGUGGAGCAGCAGCUGAAGCAGCAGCAGCACCAGCACCGGGAGCAGCAGCACAUGGCCUCCGAGCAGCGGGACGCUGUGGUGGCCGCCGCCCAGCAGCAGCACCAACAGCACCAGCAGCAGCGGGAGCAGCGCGAACGGGAGCGCGAACAGCAGCAGCGACUCCGCCACGAAGAUCUAGCCCAGGACAAGAUGGCACGCCUCUACCAGGAGCUGAUAGCCCGCACACCACGCGAGGCAACCUUCCCCAGCUUUCUGUUGUCGCCCUUCUUUGGAGGGGCCGCCGGCAUGCCCGGGGCGGCCAAUGCAUUCCCAGUUCCCGACGAGAACAUGCGCCACGCCUUCGAGCGGGAGAUCGCCAAACUGCAGCAGCAGCACCAGCAGCAGCAGCAGCAGGCGGCCCAGGCCCAGGCCCAAGCCCAGGCGGUGUCCGGCUUUCCCAACUUCUCCAGUCUGAUGGCCCUGCAGCAGCAGGUGCUCAAUGGCGCCCAGGACCUCUCGCUGGGCUCCGUCAAGGAUAUCAAGCUGAACGGGCAGCGCGGCUCGCUGGAGCACAGCAGCAGCAGCUCCAAGGACGGUGACCGCGAGGAUCCACGCGACUAUCCGCAGUCGCUGCACGGCCGCAAGUCCGACACCCCGGCCCCGCCAGCACCGCCAGCCCCUCCCUCGGGCAGUGCCGGCAGCGUGCCCGGCUCGGCCAACAGCCUCUCCAGCGCCAGAGACGGCGUUGGAGCCGGAGCAGGAUCCGUAGGAGCCGGCAGCCAUGCCAGCAACUCGGCCGCCCCCAGUCCGCUGAGCAACUCGAUCCUGCCGCCAGCUCUGAGCAACCAGGGCGAGGAGUUUGCGGCCACCGCCAGCCCCCUGCAGCGAAUGGCGUCCAUCACCAAUUCGCUGAUCACUCAGCCGCCGGUUACGCCGCACCACAGCACUCCGCAACGCCCCACCAAGGCGGUGCUACCGCCCAUCACCCAGCAGCAGUUCGACAUGUUCAACAACCUCAACACGGAGGACAUUGUGCGGCGCGUGAAGGAGGCUCUCUCCCAGUACAGCAUCUCGCAGCGCCUCUUCGGUGAGUCGGUGCUGGGCCUGUCCCAGGGCUCCGUCUCCGACCUGCUGGCCCGCCCCAAGCCCUGGCACAUGCUCACCCAGAAGGGACGCGAGCCCUUCAUCCGCAUGAAGAUGUUCCUCGAGGACGAGAAUGCCGUGCACAAGCUGGUUGCCAGCCAGUACAAGAUCGCGCCCGAGAAGCUGAUGCGCACCGGUAGCUAUUCCGGCAGCCCCCAGAUGCCCCAGGGCCUGGCCAGCAAGAUGCAGGCCGCCGCCCUGCCCAUGCAGAAGAUGAUGAACGAGCUGAAGCUGCAGGAGCCCGCCCAGGCGCAGCACAUCAUGCAGCAGAUGCAGGCCGUGGCCAUGUCCGCGGCGAUGCAACAGCAGCAGCAGGCGGCCGCUGCUGCCGCCGCCGUUGCCGCCCAGCAGCAGAGCCAGCACCAGCAUCCCCAUCAGCACCCCCAUCCACAUCCGCACCAGCAGCACCAGCACCAGCAGGCGGCCGCGGCCGCCCAGGCAGCCGCCGCCCUGCACCACCAGAACAUGCUGCUCACGUCCCCCGGCCUGCCUCCCCAGCAUGCCAUCAGCCUGCCAGCCUCGGGUGGUGCUGCCUCCGCCGUCGGCGUUGGCUCCAAUCCCGGGGGCCAGGGCAAUGCCGGUGGACCCGCUGGACCACCCUCAGGGCCGGUGGGCGAGAAGAAGCCCAUGCUGAUGCCCGUGCACGGAGGCGCACAUGCGCCCAACGCCAUGCGCAGCCUGCAUCAGCACAUGUCGCCCACCGUCUACGAGAUGGCCGCCCUCACCCAGGACCUGGACACGCACGACAUCACCACCAAGAUCAAGGAGGCUCUGCUGGCGAACAACAUCGGCCAGAAGAUCUUCGGCGAGGCGGUGCUGGGCCUGUCGCAGGGCUCCGUGUCGGAGCUUCUCAGCAAACCGAAGCCCUGGCACAUGCUCUCGAUCAAGGGCCGGGAGCCGUUCAUCCGGAUGCAGCUGUGGCUUAGCGACGCCAACAAUGUGGAGCGGCUGCAGCUUCUCAAGAACGAGCGGCGGGAGGCGAGCAAGCGGCGCCGCAGCACCGGGCCCAACCAGCAGGACAACAGCAGCGACACCUCCAGCAACGACACCAACGACUUCUACACCAGCAGCCCCGGACCCGGCUCCGUGGGCUCCGUGGGCGGUGCGCCGCCCAGCAAGAAGCAGCGCGUGCUUUUCUCCGAGGAGCAGAAGGAGGCUCUGCGCCUGGCGUUCGCCCUCGACCCGUACCCCAAUGUGGGCACCAUCGAGUUCCUGGCCAACGAGCUCAGCCUGGCCACACGGACCAUCACGAACUGGUUCCACAACCACCGCAUGCGGCUCAAGCAGCAGGUGCCCCACGGCCAGCCCGGCCAGGACAACCCCAUACCGAGUCGGGAGAACACCAACGCGACCCCCUUCGAUCCCGUCCAGUUCCGCAUCCUCCUCCAGCAGCGGCUCGUCGAGCUGCACAAGGAGCGCAUGGGCCUGGGCGGAGCGCCCAUCCCCUACCCACCGUACUUCGCGGCGGCCGCUAUCCUCGGACGCAGUCUGGCGGGGAUGCCGGGCGCCGCGGCUGCUGCCGGUGCUGCCGCCGCUGCGGCUGCCGUCGGUGCGGCUGGCGUUGGUGUCGGAGAUGAACUGCAGCUGCAGGCCCUCAACCAGGCGUUCAAGGAGCAGAUGAGCGGCCUGGACCUGUCCAUGCCGACGCUGAAGCGCGAGCGCAGCGACGACUACCAGGACGACCUGGAGAUGGACGCCAGCGGUCACAACAUGAGCGACAACGAGUCGCUGGAGGGCCAGGAGGCGGAGGACAAAGCCGUCUCCGAGUACGAGAAGAUCCUGCAGAAGUCCGCCCUCGCCUCGGCGGCAGCCGCCUACAUGAGCAACGCCGUGCGCAGCUCCCGCCGCAAGCCUGCGGCCCCCCAGUGGGUGAACCCUGCUGGCAGCACCACCCCCAAUGCGGGACUUGCAGCGGCAGCCGUGGCAGCGGCAGCAGCAGCAGCCGCAGUAGCGGCACAGACUGGCGCCGGCAGCGAGAGCGAGCGCAUCAUCAACGGCGUCUGUGUGAUGCAACAGGGCUCCUCCGACUACGGUCGGGACGAGGCUGAUGGCAAGUCCGUGGAGGCUGGCGGCGGCGACUCGGAGCACGAGCACGCCCAGCUGGAGAUCGACCAGCGGUUCAUGGAACCCGAGGUGCACAUCAAGCAGGAGGAGGACGACGACGAGGAGGAGGACCAGAAGCACCAGCAGCUGCAGCAGCACCUGGAUGGUGGCCUCGACUGCGACGCGAGCGAGGCGGAGAAGAAGCUGAAGGUGAUCAACGAGGAGAAGCUGCGUCUGGUGCGCGUGCGCCGCCUGAGCAGCAACGGCGCCCCAGGCCAGGCAGACUCCGAGGAGUCGUCAGCGGCCUGUAUCGCCGCCACAGAAGCUGCUGGCAGCGGGGCUGUGGCAGCCGGCCAGGCGGUAGCCAGUGCCGCGCCAGCAGCCGCGUGGAACUACUAGGACAGUGCAAUGAUCAACGAUGGGGAGGCAGAUGCAGAUGCGGAUGGCGAUGGAGACGACCGUUUACUUGUGAUUAAGUUUGGAUGUUUAGACCUAGACGUAGACCUAGACCCAGGACUCGCCUCGAGCGGUCUAGAUAUAUCGAUACAUAGCACCUAGAUCGUAGAGAACUCUAUUUUUUUUCUGUUUUUUUUUUAUCAUAUUACAUACAAUACAAUACAAUACAAUACCUAUGGGACUUAGGAUAGGAUAGCCUUAGGUCUGGUUGCCCGGAGUUGUAAUAAUUGUAGCUAAAAGUUUAGAGACGCUAUGCGAGGAGCGCAAAAGUAUUAAAAGCACCCAAUCCCCCAUGUCCCCUAUCUACCCAUCUACCCAAAAAACAAAAACAAGGCCCCCACUGACUUGCCCAAGAACUUUAACCAAAAGCCAAGAUCCAAUGAUAGCGAAAGAGAUCUUGCAAAGAUUUUUUUUGAUUUGUUUCUACUUGAAGACUGUAAGCGAAGGCGGUAGGAUGGAUAACUAUACAUAUAUUUUGUUUGUCGAUCUAUUAUUAACACGAUUACGAUUAUGAAUAUGAUUACGAUUAUGAUAAUGAAUUAUGAAUAAUGAUGAUGAUGAUAUUGGACUAGGACUACGCACAUUAUUCAAUGGUUGAGUGUACAUACAGACUAAACGAACCGGAGAAGCCGUUCUGUACAUAGACUCCUCGCGAGGCAUGAUCUUUCUUUCGUUAUUUCGUUCUUCCUUCGCACUCCACCAGAUCCUCCCGAUCCCCCCUGAGUCCCGACUUGUUAAACUAUCUUUUGAUCUCAAGCAAAACACACAAAACGAAAGGAGAAACGAGAAGCGAUAAAGCAGAAGCGAAAGCAAAAUAAGAAAAGAAAACCCAAAGUAAAAGAUAGUUGAAAGCAAGAAAAAUGCCGCGAGGAAAUGUUUGUCCCCUUUCCCU